Messenger RNA from Alosa alosa (allis shad), 6719 nucleotides. Its product is annotated as adhesion G protein-coupled receptor L2-like. Gene Ontology annotation, molecular function: carbohydrate binding; G protein-coupled receptor activity. The record is from RefSeq and is a predicted model, not a curated record. NCBI's taxonomy places the organism in Eukaryota, Metazoa, Chordata, Actinopteri, Clupeiformes, Clupeidae. Gene Ontology annotation, cellular component: neuron projection; membrane. Gene Ontology annotation, biological process: cell surface receptor signaling pathway; brain development; adenylate cyclase-activating G protein-coupled receptor signaling pathway.
CGGCGCACCGUGUUUUUUGCCUUGUUUGCUCCAAUAGUCGCACUGCCUGCGCAGUGGAUGGAGCAGGGGUCCUUUCAAGUUACAGACCUGGCACUAUCCGAUUCUCCGGGUAUUUUUGCCAAGUCUGACCAUUCGAUAUUUGUGGAGUCUAUGACAAUGGAUUGACAAAGGCGACAGAUGAGAUGCGCUCUUCUAAAUUUUGAGUAGCCUUUCCGGCUGCAUAGCACGAGCUUUAAUUAUUCCUGUCCAUUCGUCUUACCACGCUAACACUGGGUCGUGGAGUUUCUUCAAAUACGUUGUAUUUUCAAGUGCCGGGAGAGGGAUGCGCCGCAAGGAGAACUAAUAAUUUAGAUUUAAGAGGCAUCUGGGAUGGAGUUCGUCCGAUUUGCGGCAAUGCACGGACUUGGAGAAAGACCUGCUACGUGAUACAGCAAGAUUUGUCCUGAAGAAGUGUAGAAUGCAUCGGAACCAUUCAAGUCUUUGUGCUGCCUACUGAGCCGCGUUUCAGGGGUCCACCACUGAAAGGCUGCCCGCUUCAGGUCUGCUUUGGCUGUCCCACAUCGUCUCGGGCUGCGUCAGAUAUAACAAAAAGCCACACUGGAACAACCCAAUACUUUAUAAGAAGAUGAUUGGUGAGGAAUCUCUAAGAACCACAGAUCGUUGACAUUCAUUUGGCCUGGAGCUUUUUCGUUCGAGUAUCGCUGACUGGUGGUCAUCAUUUAGCAUCUGGAGAGUGUCCCCACCGACGGAACAAAAUGGCCUUAGCUCCGUGGAGGUGUCCACUCGUUCAUUGGCUACUCGUAGCUCUGGCCCUUAUUCAAAUUUCACAAGCAUUCAGCCGUGCUGCCUUGCCCUUUGGCCUGGUCAGGAGGGAGCUCUCGUGCGAGGGUUACCCCAUCGAUCUCCGCUGCCCAGGGAGCGACGUCAUUAUGAUUGAGACGGCAAACUACGGCCGCACCGAUGACAAGAUCUGUGACGCUGACCCUUUCCAGAUGGAAAAUGUCAACUGCUACCUCCCCGACGCCUACAAAAUCAUAUCGCAAAGGUGUAACAAUCGGACACAAUGUAUUGUUGUCACCGGGUCAGAUGUCUUUCCUGAUCCCUGUCCAGGGACCUAUAAGUACCUUGAGGUUCAGUACGAGUGUGUCCCUUACAAAGUGGAGCAAAAAGUUUUCAUUUGUCCUGGGACUCUGAAAGCGGUCACCGAGCCCACCUUUGUCUUUGAGGCAGAGCAGCAGGCGGGCGCGUGGUGUAAAGACCCUCUCCAGGCGGGGGACAAGAUCUACCUCAUGCCCUGGACGCCGUACCGCACGGACACCCUGAUCGAGUACUCCUCGCUGGAAGACUUCCGGAAUGGACGGCAGACCACCACAUACAAGCUGCCCCAUCGGGUGGACGGCACGGGCUUCGUGGCGUACGACGGCGCCAUCUUCUUCAACAAGGAGCGCACGCGCAACAUCGUCAAGUUCGACCUGCGCACGCGCAUCAAGAGCGGCGAGGCCAUCGUAGCCAACGCCAACUACCACGACACGUCGCCCUACCGCUGGGGAGGCAAGUCCGACAUCGACCUAGCCGUGGACGAGCACGGCCUGUGGGUCAUCUACGCCACCGAGCAGAACAAUGGCCGCAUCGUGCUGAGCCAGCUCAACCCCUACACACUCCGCUUCGAGGCCACCUGGGACACGGCCUACGACAAGCGCUCGGCCUCCAACGCCUUCAUGGUGUGCGGCGUCCUGCACGUGGUGCGCUCCACCUAUGAGGAGAACGAGAGCGAGGCCAGCAAGAGCCAGAUCGACUACAUCUACAACACCAAACUGGGCCAGGGCGAGUUCACCGACAUCCUCUUCCCCAACCAGUACCAGUACAUCGCCGCUGUGGAUUACAACCCGCGCGACAACCAGCUUUACGUGUGGAAUAAUUUUUACAUCCUGCGAUACGAUCUGGAGUUCGGGCCGCCCGAUCCCGACGAAGCCCCAACCGUCAUUUAUGAUGUUACGCCGACUGCGCCUUUCAAAACCACCACGACCAUCGGCCCUUCCUCCACAACGCUGCAGAGUCCGAUCAACAACACCAUCAUGCCUGACCGUGUGGAACCUCCGUCUGACCCCGAAGGCACCGCCAGCCCCACCGCCGUGGAACCUCCGCCCUCAUCCAGGCGCUUCUGCGAGGGAACGGUGCGGAGAGGAAUAGCUUGGCCGCAGACACACAGAGGCAUAAAUGUGGAGAGACCUUGCCCGAAGGGCACUAAAGGCAUCGCCUCCUACCUCUGCUCGGCAACCACGGGGGCCUGGAACCCCAAGGGCCCGGAUCUCAGUAACUGCACCUCCCACUGGGUCUCGCAGGUAGCUCAGAAGAUCCGCAGCGGCGAAAAUGCAGCCAACCUGGCCAACGACCUGGCACACCACACCCAGUGGCCGGUGUUCCCCGGCGAUGUCAGCUCCUCGGUGCGUCUCAUGGAGCAGCUGGUGGACAUCCUGGACGCUCAGCUGCAGGAGCUACGGCCCAGCGAGAAGGACACAGCCGGACGCAGCUUCAACAAGCUUCAGAAAAGAGAAAGGACUUGCAGGGCAUACAUGAAGGCCAUUGUAGAUACGGUUGACAACCUCCUGCGGCCGGAAGCCCUGAAAUCCUGGGAGGACAUGAAUUCGACAGAGCAAACGCACACCGCCACCAUGCUACUCGAUACCCUGGAGGAAGGAGCCUUUGUCCUUGCAGACAACCUGAUGGAGCCCGCUGUUGUCAAAGUCCCCGCUGAGAACAUAAUGCUGGAUGUAUAUGUGCUGAGUACAGAUGGCCAGGUGCAGGACUUCCGUUUCCCCCAGACCAGUAAAGGGGGUGCCACCAUUCAGCUGAGCGCCAACACCGUCAAGCUCAACAGCAAAAACGGAAUCGCCAAACUGGUUUUUGUCCUUUAUAAGCACCUGGGCCACUUCCUCACCGUGGAGAACGCCACCAUGAAGCUGGGCGGGGAGCAAUGGGGACACAACCUCACGCUGGUGGUCAACUCCCACAUCCUGUCCGCCUCCAUCAAUAAGGAGUCCAGCCGCGUGUUCGUGACUGACCCCAUCAUCUUCACCCUGGAGCACCUCGACACCGAGCAUUAUUUUAACCCCAACUGCUCGUUCUGGAACUACUCGGAGAGGAGCAUGAUGGGCUACUGGUCCACUCAGGGCUGCAAGCUGCUGGACACCAACAAGACGCACACCACCUGCUCGUGCAGUCACCUGACCAACUUCGCCAUCCUCAUGGCGCACCGUGGGCACGUGCGCGAGGGAAGUGUCCAUGAACUCCUGCUGACGGUCAUCACGCGGAUGGGCAUCGCCGUGUCGCUGGUCUGCCUGGCCAUUAGCAUCUUCACCUUCUGCUUCUUCCGUGGCCUGCAGAGCGACCGCAACACCAUCCACAAGAACCUGUGCAUCAACCUCUUCAUCGCCGAGCUGCUCUUCCUCGUGGGGAUCAACAUGACCGAGCCCAAGAUUGUGUGCUCCGUAAUCGCUGGAGUUCUUCACUUCUUCUUCCUGGCGGCAUUUGCCUGGAUGUGUCUGGAGGGCGUUCAGCUGUACCUCAUGCUGGUCGAGGUGUUUGAGAGCGAGUACUCCCGCAGGAAAUACUACUACGUCUCCGGCUACCUCUUCCCCGCCAUCGUGGUCGGGAUCUCGGCAGCCAUCGACUACAGGAGCUAUGGCACCAAGCGGGCCUGCUGGCUGAGAGUGGAUAACCACUUCAUCUGGAGCUUCAUCGGACCAGUAGCAUUUAUCAUUAUGCUCAAUCUCAUCUUCCUGGUUGUGACCAUGUACAAGAUGGUGAAGCAUUCGACUUCAAUGAAACCAGAUUCCAGUCGCUUGGAGAGUAUAAGGUCCUGGGUGUUGGGGGCAUUUGCACUGCUCUGUCUGCUGGGACUGACGUGGUCCUUUGGCCUGUUCUUCCUCAAUGAGUCAUCCGUGGUCAUGGCGUACCUCUUCACCAUCUUCAACACUCUGCAGGGCAUGUUCAUCUUCAUCUUCCACUGCCUCCUUCAAAAGAAAGUGCGGAAAGAGUACAGCAAGUGUUUCCGCCAGUCCCAAUGCUGCGGUGGCCUGCCCUCGGAGAGCACUCACGGCUCGGGGAAGGCGUCCACGUCCCGCUCCACCGCCCGCUACUCCUCUGCCACGCAGAGCCGUAUCCGGCGGAUGUGGAACGACACUGUGAGGAAGCAGUCAGAGUCCUCCUUCAUCUCGGGAGACAUCAACAGCACCUCAACACUUAACCAAGGGAUGACUGGCAACUAUCUUCUAACUAACCCCCUCCUCCGACCUCACGACACUAACAACCCCUAUAACAACCUCCUCGCUGAAACCAUCGUGUGCAACACACCCUCGCCCCCAGCCUUUCAUUCUCCAGGUCAGCAGUCCCUGACCAACAGCAGGGACGUGAGCGCCAUGGACACGCUGCCCCUCAACGGUAACUUCAACAACAGCUACUCGCUGCGCGACGAGGAGUACGAGGACCCGGCGGCCGUGGUGCGCUGCACCGCCGACUGCACGCUGGGCCUGGACGACGCCGCCUUCGAGAAGAUGAUCAUCUCCGAGCUGGUGCACAACAACCUGCGUCCGCGCGGAGCGUCCAGGCCCUGCCACGGCGAGCCCGACCCCCGCGCCGACAAGGACCGCGAGCGCGGCCGGCUAGCCGGAGGGGGAGCGCCGCCCCAGACGUGGCUGAGCGUCGAGGCCGGGGUGCGGACGAGCAGCCGGUGCGGAGCGGGUAGCGGCAGCGAGGACGACGCCAUCGUGGUCGACGACGGCGAUGCGGACGGGGUGGACGCCUCCUCCCCGCUGACGGCGACGGCAUAUCCAGCGGCCGGUGGGCCUCUUCCUUCGCACCACCCUCCACUGGAGCUGCUGCUGCACCCGCACCACCGGCAGGCCCUCGAGGCCCCGUUGCUGCCCCAGCGGACUCACUCGCUGCUCUACAGUGCCCAGCGUGCACAACGGCGGGCCCCGCGCCGCCAGCCCGGCGACGACGGCGACGAGGACGAGGACGAGCGGUCAGACGACGUGGACGGCAUCACGGCGGAGACGUCGCUGGCGGCCCAGGACAAGGGCUCGCCCUCGCCCAACAACAGAGACUCCCUGUACACCAGCAUGCCCAACCUGAGGGACUCGCCCUCGCCCGUCUGUGACGACGGGGAGGACGACGGCCUCCUCUCCUCCUCGCCCACGCCAAGCGAGGCCGAGGAGCUCUGCCACAAGAGCAUGCCCGACCUGGGCGACGGACCGCCCUCGCUCUCCUACUACCACAUCAGCCGGCGGGGCACCAGCGAGGGCUGCAUCGGGCCCGGGGACCCCGAGGACUGCCCGCCGCCGCCACCACUGCCCGUAGACGGCGAGCCCCCCAAGGACGGACAAAUGCAGCUGAUCACCAGCCUCUGAGCUCACGGGGGGUAGCGGUCCAAGAGACGCUUUGCCACUUUUGCCCACCCACCCCUCCCUAUCUCAUUUCAUUUGCUCUCUCUCUCUCUCUCUCUCUCUCUCUCGUGCUCUUUCCUACUCCCUCGAUCCUUUGAUCUGAUUCGCAGGCCACCAGGCAGGAAAAGUGAGCCACAUGUAGGAGGAGGCAAAGUGAAAUUACAUUUUUACUGCUAACUCAACAAACACAAACAAACACAUGCACACACACAUACAAACACUCGGUUUUUUGUUUGUUUUUUACGAAAAGAAGGAAGAAAAACAUACCAUCUGUGUAUUUUUAACUGUUCUGUUGGACUCCUGGGGUGGUAAAAUGCACAGAAUGGCGUGUGUGUAUGUGUGUGAGAGAACGAGGUGUCCAUGAUAAGCCUGGCGCCAUCCUCACCCAAUGCUUUUUUGUAUGAUAUAAUGAAACCAUGCCAACGUCUUGGAGCUCCGAUACUGUCCUGAGUCUUUUCCAAGCGGGAGAACCCUACUGACUAUCGGAGCCUUCAGAUACCCCCGACUCUAGAGCAAGGGCCACCCCUCAAAAAAACUGAAGACUGAAAAGAAGAGAUUAUAAAGAACCACUACUUCAGACUCAGGCCUUAUAUUUUCUCUAUUGCACAUUCAACUGUACAAAGAACAGCUAAAGAAGAUAUAUUUUGCUGUACCACAAGUGGAAAAAAAAAAGAUGAAAAGAAAACCAAGCAAAACAAUUAUGGCAACCGUUAAGUGCGAGAUGUCAGUGAAAGAGAUUAUUGUGAAGAGGUUGCACAUCAUGUUAAAAAACCUGUUUAUUCUUCAUACACUUCAUUCAUUGUAGUACCUUUAAAACAUGGAGAAAAAAAGUCAUAUAAAAAGUCAUAUAACUCAUAAGUCCAUACACACAUGAGCAGUGUUUUAGCUUCCAUGGAACAUGGGUUUUGACGGUUUUUUAAAAGAAAUGUGUUUUUGCCAAUGUUUCAUGUACCAUUUCAAACAAAAGAUAGCAACGCCUUGCACAAAUUUGGAGUGAAUUGGGUUAUUAUGUAAUUUAUUUACUGUAAAAUACUUGACAGUAAUAGUCAAGAUUCAAAUAUCUUGUGUUGAUACGAUCAAAAACGUUAAAUAAUUUAUUAAGAGUGAUGGAUUGAGGAAAAUGAAAGGAAAUGUGCUGGAAAGAAAGUGUGAUUUGCAUCAGCACUGUUGAUACUCAUUUCAAUCAUUUUGUAAAACCCCAUUGUCAGAAGCUGAUGUAAAAUCCAACUCUUGUUUGAUGUCAAAUAAAUGUGAGAAUUUUUUCUGGUUUGCAAA